This is a messenger RNA of Colias croceus (clouded yellow), 765 nucleotides long. RefSeq names its product integrator complex subunit 6 homolog. The record is from RefSeq and is a predicted model, not a curated record. The transcript has 3 exons. Bases 1 to 765 code for a protein of 254 amino acids. NCBI's taxonomy places the organism in Eukaryota, Metazoa, Arthropoda, Insecta, Lepidoptera, Pieridae.
AUGACGGUUAGCCAAGUGCUAACCGAGGACUUCCCUCAACUCCCGCCUCCAAAGGCUGCUAAGAGGGCGCCUGCAAAGGCUGCGAAUAAAAAUCAGGGCGAAAAGCGGGCUGUUGCACAGCCUGUGGCAUUGCCGCCUAAGCAAGGGUGGACUCUGGUGGAGAAGAAGAAGAAGAGGAAGAAAAGCAAGGCGGAGGCUAAAGCACGAAGAAGGGCUCCUAAACUCCGCUCUCCCUCGUCCUCGGCUGUGGUCAUAACCCUGCAGCCGGGUGCGGAGGCGCGCAGGGUCACGUACGCGUCUGUAAUGGCUGAGUCUCGGCAAAAGAACGACCUCACGGCGAUCGGCGUAGGCGCCCUGCGCUUUAAGCGUGCAGGGCCAGAAUUUUGGAAGAAACUUCCGACUGAAAACUCACUAGCCGAUGUAUUCAGUCUUGUACCUUAUUAUGACAGUGACAGCACAUUGUCUGAAAAUGACGAUAUACCACCAAAGAACUUCAUUAUGGCGGCUGAUGACAAAAAUGAAAAACACCACCAACAUUCUCAACUUUCAUCAAACAGUUCAUCAUCCUCAUCGUCUUCUAGCUCUUCGUCGUCUUCUAACUCGUCAUCGUCUUCUUCGGACUUGGAAAGUGGCCAAUCUACACAACAAUUAAAUCCUCACCCAUUGCCGACUACCCACAUAACUGUUAACGAAACAACGGACAAUGAAGUUAUUGAAAAUACACCUCCGCAACAACAGGUUAGUAAAGUGCUGCACAAAACAUAA